AUGAACACCAGCUCCGAUUCCGAUUCCAAUCCCAGUUCCAGCCUAAGCUAUUCGAUCUACGCCAGCUACCUGGAGCACUCGAGGAUCGACAUGCAGGGGGAGGAGGCCAAUCUGUAUGUGGCACGAGCUCUCCGGCUGGUCAUCGAGAAUGUGCUGGCCCAGCUGAGCACCACCCUGGUGGUGGCCAUUUCCACGCGCCACCUGGGCACCGCACACUGGUUCGAGUACAUGAUGAACAACCUGAUGGACUCGUGGCGCAUGGUGGCCGUGCAGCUGAUACGCAUCCGUCCGGAUCUGGUGGCCCAUCCGGUGGUGGGCAGGAAGCGCGUCAGCCUGCUGAUGGUGGACUCCUAUCAGGGUUUGCUCGACACCAACAUCACGGCCAACAAUGCGGACUUCGAUGAUCCGGACUACUACUUCAUCUUCCUGCAGGCGCGGGACCACCUCAUUCCCGAGCAGCUGCAGCUGAUCCUCGACCACUGCCUGGCUCACUUCUGGCUGCACUGCAACGUGAUGAUCCAGACCGCCCAGGUGGAGGUGCUGGUCUACACCUAUUAUCCCUACACGGCGGACGCCUGCCAGGCGGCUCAUCCCAUUGCGGUCAACACGUUCGAUGGCCGCCAGUGGAAGGCGUCCCCGAUGUUUCCCGACAAACUCAGCCAGAUGCACGGCUGUCCACUGCGCGUGCUCACCUGGCCCGAGCCGCCGUUCGUGGAGUUGGACUGGGAUCCGCAGCACAAUCGCAGCCGGGGCAGUGGCUUCGAGAUGAAGCUGGUGGAGCAACUGGCUCGGCGCAUGAACUUCAGUCUGGAGCUGGUCAACAUGGCGCUGCUGCGCCCACACGCCUAUCGCCUGGCGGAGGGCGCCAGCGAAGGACCCAUCGAAAGGCUGCUGCGGCGCAGUGUGAACAUCAGCUUGGGCUACUUCCGCAGCACGGCGCGCCGGAAUCAGCUGCUCACCACGCCCAUGUCGUACUACUCGGCCAACCUGGUGGCCGUGCUCCAGCUGGAGCGCUAUCGCAUCGGUUCGCUGGCGCUCCUCGUAUUCCCCUUCCAGCUGUCCGUUUGGAUGCUCCUGCUGCUGGCACUGCUGGUACACCUGGGCAUCCAACUGCCAUCCUCCGGGCGGCGGAGGGGGAAUGAAGGAGGAGGAGGAUUGCAGGUGGUGGCCCUGCUCUUGGGCGCCGCCUUGUCCCGACUGCCACGCCCCUGGAGGCAUCGCUUCAUCGCCGCCCACUGGCUGUGGGCCAGCAUACCCCUGAGGAUCUCCUAUCAGUCCCUGCUCUUUCACCUGAUCCGCCUGCAACUGUACAGCACACCGUCGUUUUCGCUGGACCAGCUGCUGGCGGAGGGAUUCCAGGGUAUUUGCACGGCGAAUACGCAGCGCUUGCUGCUCGAGAUGCCACAGGUGGCCCGUGAUCCGGAUAGCUUUCACUCCCUGGACACACCGUCCGAUUGGGACGUACUGGAUGUACUGACGCGGAAUAGGAAUCGCAAGAUAUUCGCCGUGGCCAAUCAGGAUGUCACCACAUCCUUUCUGCACUCCACCGCACAUCCCAAUGCGUUUCACGUGGUCAAGCAGCCCGUGAAUGUGGAGUACACUGGCAUGUACAUGCCCAAGCACUCGUUCCUGUACGAGAAGUUGGACGACGACAUUCGGCGCCUGGAUGCCAGCGGCUUCAUACACGCCUGGCGACGCGCCUCCUUCGCCUCCGUCCAUCGCAGGGAGCAGGUGCGUCUGACCAGCCGGCGGUACAUCAACCAUGCCAAGCUCUCCGGCAUCUACGUGGUCAUGGCGGCUCUGUACCUUCUAGCUGCUCUCGUGUUCGCCGGCGAGCUGCUACUUCGGCAGCGGAACUAG
Molecule: messenger RNA, 1860 nt
Organism: Drosophila teissieri
Lineage: Eukaryota; Metazoa; Arthropoda; Insecta; Diptera; Drosophilidae
Gene: Ir7f
Exons: 3
Coding region: 1-1860 (619 amino acids)
Source: RefSeq, a predicted model, not a curated record